This is a messenger RNA of Candida albicans SC5314, 1251 nucleotides long. Its product is annotated as S-methyl-5-thioribose-1-phosphate isomerase. The record is from RefSeq and is a predicted model, not a curated record. The coding region runs from base 1 to 1251 and encodes 416 amino acids. The transcript has a single exon. NCBI's taxonomy places the organism in Eukaryota, Fungi, Ascomycota, Pichiomycetes, Serinales, Debaryomycetaceae. Gene Ontology annotation, molecular function: S-methyl-5-thioribose-1-phosphate isomerase activity.
AUGUCAACUACUACUAGAACUCUUCAAGCUAUAAAGUUUGAUAGAGAUAAUAUCAAAUUGGAAAUUCUUGAUCAAUUACUCUUACCUUAUUCGACAAGUUAUAUCCCCAUCAACAACAUCGAAGAUGCCUUUAAAGCCAUUAAAUUAAUGCAAGUUAGAGGUGCUCCUGCCAUUGCCAUUGUUGGUGCAUUUUCUGUUGUGGUUGAAGUUUCCAAUUAUUUAAAACAAUCAGAUUCGAAUCAAAAAACUAUUAAAAACUUGAAUGAUUCUUUGAAUUAUUUAAUUACUUCUAGACCAACAGCAGUGAAUCUUGCUAAUGCCUUAAAUGACAUUAAACAAUUAUUACAAAAAUAUAACGAAACUGAUAUCAUUGGUGAAAAAAUAUAUCAACAAAUAUAUGAUUAUGCCAUCACUUUAUACGAUGAAGAUUUAGCCAAUAAUAAAAAGAUUGGUGAAAAUGGAUUAAAAUAUAUUAUUGAUACUUUAACAGAACAAAAUUUCAAAGGACCAUUUUCCAUAAUGACUAUUUGUAAUACUGGUUCAUUAGCCACAUCAGGUCAUGGUACCGCAUUAGGGAUUAUUCGUUCAACUUAUCAAGCUUUACAAAAAAAUAAUUCUAAACAAGAUUUUUGGUUAGAUCAUAUUUAUCCAUGUGAAACUAGACCUUAUAAUCAAGGAGCUAAAUUAACUACUUAUGAAUUAGAUUAUGAACAAAUCCCAUUCACGUUGAUUUGUGAUAAUAUGGUUUCUUCAUUGAUCAAUACUUUAAGUGAUGAUAAUAAAAAACCUAUUAAGAUUGAUCAAUCUGCCCCUGUGAAAUUCAUUAUUGUUGGCGCUGAUAGAAUUGUGGAAAAUGGUGAUACAGCAAAUAAAAUCGGGACAUUUCAAUUAUCAACUAUUGCAAAUUUUUUUAAUACCAAUAGAUUUAACACCACCGCAACAGCAACAAAUAAACAAAUUAAGUUUAUUGUUGCGGCUCCGAAAACUACUAUUGAUUUGAACACUAAAACUGGUGAUGAUAUUGUUAUUGAGGAAAGACCAGCUAAUGAAUUGACAACUUUAGUUGGUCCAUUGUUAAAUGAAUCAGGAAAAGUGGGUGAAAAAUUAACUGUGGGAAUUGCUACGCCUGGAAUAUCUGUUUGGAAUCCAGCAUUUGAUGUCACUCCUCAUGAAUUGAUUGAUAGCAUUGUUACAGAAGAUCCUCAUGUUUUUACCAAAGAUAAAAACGGGGAAUUUAAUUUGAUUAAAUAG